ACAGAUUGAUUAAUGAGAAAAAGCUAAUAUGUGAAUCUUACAAGCCGGCGAGCACCAUCGAGGAAAUGAAUUUAGAAAGACGAUUGCUGAAUCGUAUCGUAAAGCAGAUUGCCGAUCGUUGCGAUUACUUGAUCGAAGACAGACUGCUCGAGUUGCUUUUACCUUACACCGCGAACGAUCAGCUGAUCAUACGACUGGAUAAUGUGUUUCAGGCGUUAAACAUCAAGUCCGAGAAGGAGCUUGGCUUACUCUUGAAUUUCUUUCUGCCGUAUGCCGACUUCU
Messenger RNA from Wasmannia auropunctata (little fire ant), 282 nucleotides. Its product is annotated as dynein regulatory complex protein 1 homolog. The annotation marks the transcript as partial. The transcript is spliced from 2 exons. Lineage: Eukaryota; Metazoa; Arthropoda; Insecta; Hymenoptera; Formicidae. The record is from RefSeq and is a predicted model, not a curated record.